Molecule: messenger RNA, 20441 nt
Organism: Coregonus sp. 'balchen'
Lineage: Eukaryota; Metazoa; Chordata; Actinopteri; Salmoniformes; Salmonidae
Source: the annotation of a GenBank genome assembly
AUGUCUCCAGUUUCUAAGCCAGAGAAGGACGUGGAUAACCCGGACGGGGGUGAGUCUGAACGGAAAGGUACUGCAAACAAGCAAGUUAGCUAGACAAGCGUGAACACGCAGACACGGCUUAGCCAACAAGCUGUCAGCCUACGUUACUGUUAACUAGCGCGCGCUAACAACAAAGCAAGCAACUACUAGAAUGACUAAAUGUAGGUAGCUACGUGCCAUUACAUUAACACCGAAUGUUCAUAAAUUGCAUAAUUACCCACAGUUAGCUGGCCAUUUAGCUACUGUGAUGUUAACAUUCUAUAAUUUAAGACGUACAGUUACUCCGCCGGUACUUUGGCGACUCAGAAAUUAUUUUUUAAACCUCCCGCUUUGGGCUGAAUGUGUAGUUCAUACAUGCAUAAGACAUGAACAGAAUUACUGUUUUAUCUCGAUUAGCCACGAAAUCCCUAUUUUGAAAGUAACUUUUCUCGAAGCUGUGCUGGGCGCCAUUUUCUCUUAAUCCCCCCCCCCCAGCCUCCUAGCAAUUCGAGUUGUAGCCAAUGAGCUUCAGCCCCUCGCAUUUGACAUCUAGCAAGAGGCCUGCCCAGCGUAAUCCAAUGAGGAUGCAGGGCGGGCCCAACACCUCAGUGGAAACAGCAGAGAGGAAGAGAGAGAGCGAUGAUGUGUUGCACAUACUGUAUCUGCAAAUAUGUGUAGGACACCAUUUUCAGGAAUCACUUAUGGCUCCUGAGUGCUACAUUCUACUGGCAAAAAAUUAUACAAAAGUAUCAGAGAAUCUCAUUAAAAGCUGUCUGUCACAUGCCUGUAGGAGAUCAAUGGGAACAACUGGGUUUUGAACUCUCUACUUUCUCUCCCUCUCUUCCCCUCUCUCUCUUCCGCUCCCUCCAUCUCAAUCUCACCCCUCUCUCCAUCUCGCUCUCACCCCUCACUCUUUCCCACUCUCUCUUCUUUUCUCUCUCUCCAGAGGAUGACUGUGGCCUGGCAGUGGGUCGUUCCAGGAGGGAGAAGAAGGAGAAGACAGGGAGGAAGUCAGCUCUGGAGCAACUCAAGAGAGCUAAGAAGGGAGAGAAGGUCAAAUACGAGGUGAGAGAGUUGUGUUUGUUGUCCAUGUCCUGAUCUGACAGGUGUGUUUGUGUCCGCCCCUUUUAAUCUGUGUGUAAGUUAUAGUGUGGGUGUUAUAGCCAAGCCUUGUUUUGAAGUGUGUGUUGAAUCUGUGUGUGCUGUGUGUAGGUGGAGGAUUUGACUAGUGUGUAUGAGGAGGUGGACGAGGAGCAGUACUCUCGGAUGGUGAGAGAGAGGCAGGACGAUGACUGGAUCAUUGAUGAUGGUGAGUUGGUCUGAAAUACUUUCAGACCCUUUCUGCUUCUCAGUCCCAAGUUAUAGCAAGCUCUCUCUCUCUCUCUCAGAUGGCACAGGAUAUGUGGAGGAUGGGAGAGAAAUCUUUGAUGAGGAUUUGGCAGAUGAUGUGUUGGAGAAAGGCGCCAAAGGUAGGAACCCUGUGUGUGUGUGAGAAAGUAAGCCUGUGUGUCUCCCCAGCCUAUUUAUCGUUUGUUUGUAUGUGUGUAGGUAAAGCGGGCGCUAAGGGAGCAGACUCUAAGAAGAACAUUAAGAAGGCAGCGGUGGCCAAACCCAACAGUAUCAAAAACCUCUUCAUGAACAGCAACGUCAAGAAACCUGCUGAGGUGAGUGUUUGUAUUUGUGCACCUGUUUAUCACAAAUCCCUUCCCUUCGUGUGUUUCUCAGCCUCUGUGACCCUAUACAUGCAAUCCAAAACACUACAUAGUGUGUGUUUGUUCUAGUCCAUUUAAUGUCUCUAUUUUGUAGUUGAACCAGGAUUGUGUGUUUUGUGUCUCACAGAAAGAUGUGGACCUGUCCAAAGACGACCUACUGGGGGACAUUCUACAGGACCUGCACUCUGAGGUCAGUCUCUCCUGUCCUGUCAACCUCCAUACCUUCUCACAGCGGGGAAAAACAGUGCAUGUCGACUCACUCAAACAUGAAGUUUACUCAGCUAGUGGUACAACAACGCUUCAGCUAUAAUGUUUUUUGUCAGGUUGCUUUGUAUGGUUUAGUCCAGCUCCUGUAAUUCCCCUCUCUUAAACGAAGUUCAGCUAGAUCAUUUGGUAGAUGCUUAGAUUUCAGCUUGUUUGAUUCUUUUUCACUGAGACAUGGACUCACUGGGGGAGAAUACACUAUCAGUAUGUCUGAGAGUCUCCAUCUGCCACCUCUUUCAGAGGCCGUCUCUCCUGACUCCUCCGGUCGUCACGCUGAAGAAGAAGAAGGCCCCCGGAACUCCCAUGAACCCCUUCUCCAUCAAAACCCAAACCCCUAAGGUACACUUAUUCUCUUUCUCUCUCUCUCUCUCCAUUGAUCCCUGCCCCCUCUUAUAUUCCAUUAAGGUCUAACGUUACUGAGUACACCCCUGGUCUUCUUCCUGUUGUAAUGUGUCCCUUCCCUCCAUCGCAGGAGUCUCCCUCUGCCCAGGGGACAAAGGUGAAACGCCCUCCUCCUGGUGAGCUGACUCCCCGGGUGCCGUCCCGCCCCCCGACCUCCAGACCCUCCGUCCUCGUGGAGAAGAAGAGAGUGAAGGUGGAAGAAAUUGAGGAGGAGGGUAAGAGAUCAGACUAGGAGUUAAUCUAGCACUCGCUGGGCCAGUUUCCUGGACCCAGAUUAAGCCUAGUUCUAGACUAAAAAUAUAAAUUUAAAGUACUUUUUAGUCUAGGACUAGGCUUAAAGGGGCAAUCAGUAGUUGACACAAUGAUAAAGCGGUUUCACAUUUUUACAUUUUAGUCAUUUAGCAGACGCUCUUAUCCAGAGCGACUUACAGUUAGUGAGUGCCUACAUUUUCAUACUGGCCCCCCGUGGGAAAUGAACCCACAACCCUGGCGCAGCAAGCGCCAUGCUCUACCAACUGAGCUACGGGGACUACACCCCUGUUUCGUUAAAAAGCUGAUGGAUGGGGCUUGAGAAAUGUAACCACUCUCAACUCAAAUGUCUUAACUCUAAACUUAAACGACUAAAACCAGGUAUAAAGUAUGUAGAAAAGAUAAUGGAGAUAUUUUAAAAAUAAGAUCAUAUUUGAGUCAGGGAAAAUCUAAAAUAAAUGGCAUGGCAUGGCGCAGCCCGCCAUUGACUUUAUGUUUGAGUCACUUGGAUAGCAUAAGAAAACGGCAUAAGCAAUGCAAAAUGUGUAGAAUUGCAGGAAAUUAGCUUUAAAGGAACUUUCCAUUGUUUCCAGAUUCCUAUGAAAUAUGACCUAUAAUUACUUGCAAUAUGAGUGAAAUAGUUUUCCCUCCAAAAAAUUGUACACUGAACAAAAAUAUAAACGCAACAUGUAAAGUGUUUGUCCCAUGUUUCAUGAGCUCAAAUAAAAUAUCCCAGAAAUGUUCCAUACACACAAAGCUUAUUUCUCUCACUUUUUUUGCACAAAUGUAUUUACACACCUGUUAUUGAGCAUUUCUCCUUUGCCAAGAUAAUCCAUCCACCUGACAGGUGUGGCAUAUCAAGAAGCUGAUUAAACCGCAUGAUCAUUACACAGGUGUACAAUAAAAGACCACUCUAAAAUGUGCAGUUUGGCACACAACACAAUGCCACAGAUGUCUUAAGUUUUGAAGGAGCGUGCAAUUGGCAUGCUAACUGCAAGAAUGUCCACCAGAGCUGUUGCCAGAGAAUUUAAUGUUAAUUUCUCUACCACCUCCAACGUCGUUUAAGAGAAUUUGGCAGUACGUCCAACCGACUACACAACCGCAGACCACGUGUAACCACGCCAGCCCAGGACCUCCACAUCCGGCUUCUUUACCUGCAGGUAAAGGGUCGUCUGAGACCAGCCACCCGGACAGCUGAUGAAACUGUGGGUUUGCACAACCGAAUAAUUUCUGCACAAACUGUCAGAAACUGUCUGAGGGAAGCUCAUCGGCGUGCUCGUAGUCCUCACCGGGGUCUUGACCUGACUGCAGUUCUGCGUCGUAACCGGCUUCAGUGGGCAAAUGCUCACCUUCAAUGGCCAAUGGCACGCUGGAGAAGUGUGCUCUUCACAGAUGAAUCCCGGUUUCAACUGUACUUGGCAGAUGGCAGACAGUGUAUAAAGCGUUGUGUGAGUGAGCAGUUUGCUGAUGUCAACGUUGUGAACAGAGUGCCCCAUGGUGGCGGUGGGGUUAUGGUAUGGACAGGCAUAAGCUACGGACAACAAACACAAUUGCAUUCAAAUCGGUCAAUUUGAAUGCACAGAGAUACCGUGACGAGAUCCUGCGGUCCAUUGUCGUGCCAUUCAUCCGCUGCCAUGUCGCAAGGAUCUGUACACAAUUCUUGGACGCAGAAACUGUCCCAGUUCUUCCAUGGCCUGCAUAAUCACCAUACAUGUCACCCAUUGAGCAUGUUUGGGAUGCUCUGGAUUGAUGUGUAAGACAGCGUGUUCCAGUUCCCGACAGUAUCCAACAGCUUUGCACAGACAUUGAAGAGGAGUGGGACAACAUUCCACGGGCCACAAUCAACAGCUUGAUCAACUCUAUACGAAGGAGAUGUGUUGCGCUGCAUGAGGCAAAUGGUGGUCACACCAUUACAUUUACAUUACAUUUACGUCAUUUAGCAGACGCUCUUAUCCAGAGCGACUUACAAAUUGGUGCAUUCACCUUAUAGCCAGUGGGAUAACCACUUUACAAUAUGUUUAUUUUUUUCUUUCUUUGGGGUGGGGUAAGGGGGGGUAGAAGGAUUACUUUAUCCUAUCCCAGGUAUUCCUUAAAGAGGUGGGGUUUCAAGUGUCUCCGGAAGGUGGUGAGUGACUCCGCUGUCCUGGCUUCGUGAGGGAGCUUGUUCCACCAUUGGGGUGCCAGAGCAGCGAGCAGUUUUGACUGGGCUGAGCGGGAACUGUGCUUCCACAGAGGUAGGGGGGCCAGCAGGCCAGAGGUGGAUGAACGCAAUGCCCUCGUUUGGGUGUAGGGACUGAUCAGAGCCUGAAGGUACGGAGGUGCCGUUCCCCUCACAGCUCCGUAGGCAAGCACCAUGGUCUUGUAGCAGAUGCGAGCUUCAACUAGAAGCCAGUGGAGUGUGCGGAGGAGCGGGGUGACGUGAGAGAACUUGGGAAGGUUGAACACCCGACGGGCUGCAGCGUUCUGGAUGAGUUGUAGGGGUUUAAUGGCACAGGCAGGGAGCCCAGCCAACAGCGAGUUGCAGUAAUCCAGAAGGGAGAUGACAAGUGCCUGGAUUAGGACCUGUGCCGCUUCCUGUGUAAGGCAGGGUCGUACUCUGCGAAUGUUGUAGAGCAUGAACCUACAGGAUCGGGUCACCGCCUUGAUGUUAGCGGAGAACGACAGGGUGUUGUCCAGGGUCAUGCCAAGGCUCUUCGCACUCUGGGAGGAGGACACAAUGGAGUUGUCAACCGUGAUGGCGAGAUCAUGGAACGGGCAGUCCUUCCCCGGGAGGAAGAGCAGCUCUGUCUUGCCGAGGUUCAGCUUGAGGUGGUGAUCCGUCAUCCACACUGAUAUGUCUGCCAGACAUGCAGAGAUGCGAUUCGCCACCUGGUUAUCAGAAGGGGGAAAGGAGAAGAUUAAUUGUGUGUCGUCUGCGUAGCAAUGAUAGGAGAGGCCAUGUGAGGAUAUGACAAAGCCAAGUGACUUGGUGUAUAGCGAGUGACUUGGUGUAUAGGUGUAUAGCGUAGCGAGAAUAGGAGAGGGCCUAGAACUGAGCCCUGGGGGACACCAGUGGUGAGAGCACGUGGUGCGGAGACAGAUUCUCGCCACGCCACCUGGUAGGAGCAACCUGUCAGGUCAGAUACUGACUGGUUUUCUGAUCCACGCCCCUACCUUUAAAAAAAAAAAGUCUGUGACCAACCAAUGCAUAUCUGUAUUCCCAGUCAUGUGAAAUUCAUAGAUAAGGCCUAAUUUAUUUAUUUCAAUUGACUGAUUUCCUUAUAUGAACUGUAACUCAGUAAAAUAUUUGAAAUUGUUCCAUGUUGCGUUUAUAUUUUUGUUCAGUUUAAGUAUGUUAAAAAGCAGAUUUUCUGUGUUUGAAUGGUAUGGGCGUACCCCUAUAACAGAAUACCGGUCAUUGAAAAUAUUAAUAUGAGUAUACCGCUUAUUGGCCAGCUCAUCCUCUUCUAGACCGCUGAUUCGCCAGCUCAUUCUCCUCAGGAAUAUGACAUCAUACUCUAUAAGGAAAUAGCAAGCAUUGAAAUGGUCUGUUUUAAGAUACAAGUUUGAGGUGGGGUUUUUGAAGUGUUUUUUUUUUUCUCCAAUUUAUGCUUUGGCCACAUACGAGUAUAGGACGAGUCAACAACAUUAUUUGGGUUUGAGUUAACAGAAUAUGAACUUUUAAAAGUGAGAUUUUCACUGGACAGUUACUUUAAAACUGCAAAUUUUUUUCUCAGCCCCAUGGCAAAAUGUGUAGAAUUGUAGGAAAAUAGCUUUAAACAGCAAAAUUGUCUCUGCAGCCAAGAGGAGGGCCUCUAAAAUGUUCAGUCGGAGAGUGCACCAUUGGCCACCCAAACUAUCCUAGGGGAAACACUGCCUUUUCCCCAAUGGCUGUCAGUCUGACCAGCUAAUUUCAAUUUCAAUUUAAGGGCUUUAUUGGCAUGGGAAACGUAUGUAGAUAUUAAACAAAAGUGAAAUAAACAAUAAAUAUUAACAGUAAACAUUACAAGUGUGCACAUAGCCUGUCUUCUCUUGAGAGCCAGGUCUGCCUACGUUUCAAAUGUAAUUAUGUAUAUAUACAGUGUUUUAUCAAUGUGCAAAUAGUUAAAGUACAAAUGGGAAAAUAAAUAAACAUAAUUAUGGGUUGUAUUUACAAUGGUGUUUGUUCUUCACUGGUUGCCCUUUUCUUGUGGCAACAGGUCACAAAUCUUGCUGCUGUGAUGGCACACUGGUUUUUCACCCAGUAGAUAAGGGAGUUUAUCAAAAUUGGGUUUGUUUUCGAAUUCUUUGUGGAUCUGUGUAAUCUGAGGGAAAUAUGUCUCUCUAAUAUGGUCAUACAUUUGACAGGAGGUUAGGAAGUGCAGCUCAGUUUCCACCUCGGUUUGUGGGCAGUGUGCACAUAGCCGGUCUUUUCUUGAGAGCCAUGUCUGCCUACAGCGGCCUUUCUCAAUAGCAAGGCUAUGCUCACUGAGUCUGUACAUAGUCAAAGCUUUCCCUAAGUUUGGGUCAGUCACAGUGGUCAGGUAUUCUGCCACUGUGUACUCUCUGUUUAGGGCCAAAUAGCAUUCCAGUUUGCUCUGUUUUUUUGUUAAUUGUUUCCAAUGUGUCAAGUAAUUCUCUUUUUGUUUUCUCAUGAUUUGGUUGGGUCUCAAUCUCCCAUCCCCUCUCUUCCAGAGGACAACUCUCUGCAGUUUGACGGGGUGGACUUUGACGAACCCAUGGAGGUGGGGCUUGAACAGGAAAAGGAGGGCCCUGUAAAUGAAGAGGAGGAGCCAGAGACCAAACCGGCCAUUAAAGUGGAACCCAAAGCAGAACCACAGGACCCGGUCCUACUGUGAGUGUGUGUCUGCUUGCUUGUCUUCUGUUAGUGGUUCUACCAUAGACUUAGCUAGACAUGGCAUCAUUGUAUCUGUCCAUUAUGGUGUCUGUGAGAGCACAGGCAGUGCCAUUGAGGCCAUCUCCAUUUUCAAGUAGUCCAUUUUCUUCUACUACUUUUAUGAGUUGGCAAACAAUUUGAAAGGGUGCAUACUGUUUGAACAUGUAUAAAGCCAUCGUUGGUGAUUCACUGUCACCUGCAGUUAUGGAAUGUUUGCUCACAUAUAAUUAAUUGGCUGAUCCCUCCUGGUGACCUGGAUGGAAUUGUGUUAUCCUUCCUUAAACCAUAGGAAGUCCCACCAAGUUGACAACUUAAAAAUGGUGAAAGUCCACAAUGGCACUGCCAAUGCUGAAAUAGGCUUUUGGGCACUAGAGUUUUCUGUCUCUGUGGGUUAUGCUAUGAGUCAUGGCCAAAUACCUUUGUGUGUGUUUACAUUAGCGACCGUUGGAUCAUGGGAACCUUUUUAACCCCUCUGUCCUGUUUCUCCAGGAGGGGCGUGCUGGGGGGGUCUUGGGGUCAGGAGGAGGGGGACAGUGAGGCCCCUGUGGAGGUGCAAGUCGACACCAGCCGUCUCCCAUUGGUCGAGGGGCCAGAGGGAGAGCUCAUGUUCCGCUUCUAUUGGCUAGACGCCUUCGAGGAGCAGUACAGCCAACCAGGUGAGUUCUUACCAAACCAAUAGACUAGUACAGCCAACCAGGUGAGUUCUUACCAAACCAAUAGACUAGUACAGCCAACCAGGUGAGUUCUUACCAAACCAAUAGACUAGUACAGCCAACCAGGUGAGUUCUUACCAAACCAAUAGACUAGUACAGCCAACCAGGUGAGUUCUUACCAAACGAAUAGACUAGUACAGCCAACCAGGUGUGUUCUUACCAAACCAAUAGACUAGUACAGCCAACCAGGUGUGUUCUUACCAAACCAAUAGACUAGUACAGCCAACCAGGUGAGUUCUUACCAAACCAAUAGACUAGUACAGCCAACCAGGUGAGUUCUUACCAAACCAAUAGACUAGUACAGCCAACCAGGUGAGUUCUUACCAAACCAAUAGACUAGUACAGCCAACAAGGUGAGUUCUUACCAAACCAUAGACUAGUACAGCCAACCAGGUGAGUUCUUACCAAACCAAUAGACUAGUACAGCCAACCAGGUGAGUUCUUACCAAACCAAUAGACUAGUACAGCCAACCAGGUGAGUUCUUACCAAACCAAUAGACUAGUACAGCCAACAAGGUGAGUUCUUACCAAAACCAAUAGACUAGUACAGCAACCAGGUGUGUUCUUACCAAACCAAUAGACUAGUACAGCCAACCAGGUGAGUUCUUACCAAACCAAUAGACUAGUACAGCCAACCAGGUGAGUUCUUACCAAACCAAUAGACUAGUACAGCCAACCAGGUGUGUUCUUACCAAACCAAUAGACUAGUACAGCCAACCAGGUGUGUUCUUACCAAACCAAUAGACUAGUACAGCCAAACAGGUGUGUUCUUACUAAACCCAUAGACCAGUGCAGCCAACCGAGUUCGUAUUACCAAUCAGAUGUCCAGGAAUCCUCACUAAAACAGCCAAGCAAGUGAGCCCUUCCUAAACAAAGAUGUGGCUAAACAUGUUAAGAUGUGUGCGUGUGGUAAUUUUAUGGUUAUGUAAUGUGUGUAUUCCAGGUGUGGUGUACCUAUUUGGUAAGGUGUGGAUCGAGUCGGCCAAGGCCCACGUCAGCUGCUGUGUGUCAGUGAAGAACAUCGAGAGGACCAUGCACUUCCUGCCCCGCGAACGUGUGAGUCCUGUUUCCUGUCACAUGAUCAUCUACUCCAGAAUAGCCACAUUUUCACACCAUGUUAGACUAUUGGGAUCAACUGUGACCCAAACUGGCUCUGAUGAGCUUUAUUAGGGAAGGUUGAAGUUUCCACUUAAUGCUGUCUUGAGUGUUUAGGGAUUGCUCUCCUGAUUGGUUGUGUGUUGUGAUUGACAGAAGGUGAACCCAAAGACAGGCGAGGAGACAGACACUCCGGUGGGGAUGAUGGACGUCUACCAGGAGGUCAAUAACCUCUCUGAGAAGUUCAAGAUCAUGAAGUUCAAGUCCAAGGUCUGUGUGCCGUCUCCCCUAGGACCAGAUAGAGAAGGAUUAGACUUACAGAAUGUCAUAGCAGAGACCAGGAAGUAGCCGACACAUGGGAACCAAUGGUUUCAUUUCAUGACGUCCUUAACAUGUUUAUUAUAGACACAUUGAUUGAUUGAUUGAUUGAUUGAUUAGUUGAUAGACUGACUGCUCUCUGUUUCCCUCUGUAGAAAGUGGAGAAGAGCUACGCCUUUGAGAUUGCUGACGUCCCUACAGAGUCCGAGUACCUGGAAGUCAGAUACUCUGUGAGUAUUCUCGCUCGGGCUCUCUCUCUCUCUCUCUCUCUCUCUCUCUCUCUCUCUCUCUCUCUCUCUCGUAUAUCUUAUCCAUUGUUAUUAUAUUUUUUUGUGCAGGCUGAGUAUCCGUCUCUGCCCUCGGACCUCAAGGGGGCGACUUUCUCCAAGGUGUUUGGAACCAACACCUCCAGCCUGGAACACUUCCUCCUCAGCAGGAAGAUCAAAGGACCCUGCUGGCUGGACAUCAAAACCCCACGUGAGACUACACACACACACAAACGCUCUCAGAGACACACAGAUGCGCACACACCCACACUCACACAAACAAGCAACACACACACCUCUAACACACUAACCCUCUCUCCUGUCUCCCUGUAGAGUUGAGCAGCGUGCCUGUGAGCUGGUGUAAGGUGGAAGCGGUGGCGAUGCGUAGUGACCUGGUCACCGUGGUCAAAGACCUGCCUCCUCCACCUCUCACGGUCAUGUCCAUCAGCCUGAAGACUGUACAGAACCCCAAGACACACCACAACGAGGUCUGUCUCUCUGUCUGUCAUAGGUUUAGAUCAGGGGUUUUAAACCUUCUCUUGCCCAGGGACCCCCUCCCCAGCAAACCGGCGAGCCAUAGACCCCCAUCAUACCGUAACCAAAAAAUAAAUAUAACAUCUUAUCAGGUGAAUGAUAAUGGCAAGGACAAGUAAUCAACAUUUGAAAAUGAAUAGAGUUGGUAGAUAGUUUUUCAUUAUAUUGACCUCCCUACAUUAUAAUUGGAAGAGGAAGUGUAAACUCUAGCAUAGCCUGUUAGCUAGAAAGGUAACUCCAAACACAUUUUCGCUAAGAGCAGCUGUUUAGCUGGUUAAACAAAUGUCAGACGUUUUGAAAAAAUGUAUGUCCAAGUCAAGAAAGCUUACUUGCCGCACUGGUAGUCUAUUCGCGGCUGCUUUUUCAAAGCCUGUCAGAUACUCCAGUGAGUUUAAUUGACUCAAUAUUUGGAGUUGAGAAAUGAAGUUGACAUCAUUAGAAAGAAGAUAUUCUCUUAUUUUCUACUGUAGCUACACUACCAGUCAAAAGUUUUAGAACACCUACUCAUUCAAGGGUUUUUCUUUAUUUUUUACGGUUUUCUACAUUGUAGAAUAAUAGUGAAGACAUCAAAACUAUGAAAUAACACUUAUGGAAUCAUGUAUUAACCAAAAAAGUGUUAAACAAAUCAGAAUAUAGUUUAUAUUUGAGAUUCUUCAAAGUAGCCACCCUUUGCCUUGAUGACAGCUUUGCACACUCUAAAACUUUUGACCGGUAGUAUAUGUAAUUCAAAAUGUGUUUAUUCUGUUAAAUAUAUAUUUUCGCGGACCCCCUACAGUACCUUGGGGCCGCGAACCCCCGGUUGAACACCCCUUAUUUAGAUAGGUUAACGGCAGCACAACACUCUCCCCAACCCCAGCACUCUGGAUAUUGCAUCACAGCAGUUUUUAGUCCAGGUGGAACUAACAAGUGGAACAAGUACCCUUUAACUAACCCAUAGAAUUAAAAUUCCAAGAACACAUUCCCAUUCAGACACUAGAACAGACAUUCCCAUUCUAUGAGAUUGACAUGGUCUGAAGCGAGAAUGUUCCCAUUCAAUGAGUUAUAUUGCUACACUCACUGUGAGUAAUCUAGUAAAUUACUAAUUCUAUGAUUCCCUUGAACAAUGGGCCCCAUCUCUUAUCAAAUCAAUCAGCCCAUAGAUAGAUAAUGCACAUUCCAAUCAAAAUGGAUAGUGGAUGUUAUGGCAUGAAGUAAAACACACUGUAGGUCUGGUAGGGAUUGUUUGUGAUGGUGGUAGAAACUCUGUUACUGCAACGUUUUCUGUGAUCUGAUGGCCUGUUAUGUUAGCUUUGGUUAUACCCUCUCUGUGGCACCACAGCCAUUACCUCUGUGUUUGCAUGUUAUUGUUCAAAUUUUCCAGCCACUGAGCCGCAAAUGGGCUGAAAAGCCACGGUUACACAUUAACCCUUCAUAUCUGAAGAGUCUGGACAAAACAACAGGCCCUAGACUUUGACUUAUCCCCCCCCCCCCCCCCCCUCUCCAGGGUUCACAUAAGGUGCUUAAAGUACUUGAAUUUGACACUCUGAAAUUCAAGUACUGGAAUACCUUGAAAAUCAGACAUUUUCUCAAGUUAGUACUUGAAUUAAAAUGAGGAGAAUUAUCAAAUAUGUUUAUGAAAAAUAUUAGAAAAAUGUAUUGGCCUUCCGAAUUCAUUUCCAGGCAGACAGACUAGAGUUUUAUUUCCUCACGUGUUUCGUGCUGUGGUUGCCAGGCGAGCUCGCUCAUUCCACCCACACUGCCACUCAGCCAGGCAGGUUCAGAACUGACUGAUUAGGCGCCGCCAAACAUCACAUCGAUGGCUAAAAUGCCAGGCAAAUGUAGAUUCAACCUGCCUUUUGUGCGUAUGAAACAUUUCUGGGAACUUUUAUUUCAGCUCAUGAAACAUGGGACACUUUACAUGUUGCGUUUUAUAUUUUUGAUGAGUAUAGCUUACUCACCUUUUUUUACCACUACAUCACUGGACCCAACCCAUGCCCACACCGUGUAAGUUGCAAAAAAUGCUUCAGAGUUUGACAUUGCGAGCAUGGGUGAAUCGGCCCUGAAGAGCCACAUGAAGGGGAAAGACACAACGCUGCAUCCUGCGCUGGCGCCAGUUCUACAUUUAUGUGACUUUCUCUGCAACAACCUCCAGACCUUUUUUUUGCCAAUUGUCUCAUUCACGGGGCGCCCGCGAUAUUCCGCUUUAUCAAGCGGCAACCGUGCUCCUGCCUUUCAGGUGGCCGUUCACGUGCCGUUUUCCUCACACAUCCCACCCGCCCUUCUCCCGACCGACGACACUAAAGCUGCCAGUCAGAAGCAAGACACUUUUUCGUAGCUAUUAAGUAGUCUAUUCCCAAAUGCCCAAUAAAAACAGUAAUUAAGCUGGAGUUGUAUAGUAAUGCGAAUAGGAAAUGUGUGUUCACCAGUAGGCAUGUCCCAAAACUCUGCUCAUCACUACUCAAAUUACAAAAUCAUCAUUACUGACUUACGACUCAUGUAUGUAGUAAAUAAGUAGUGAAACAAUAUAUUAGAGUAGAACUUGUAAGGUACUGAUGAAUAUUACGUUUUUAUUUCUCUGUCUGUGUGGUGUGAUUGUGUGUGAUACUGACUCGGACUCAUUAGACGGCUAUUCUUCUUAGAUCGAAACAGUUCAAAAUAAUUACGGCGAUGCAACUGGACUGAACCUUACCUAUUAUUUCCUGCUUCCUGUCCGUCCCUAGAUUGUGUCCCUGGCUGCCCUGGUCCACCACAGGUUCCACCUGGACAAGGCCCCCCCUCGACCCCCCUACCAGACACACUUCUGUGGUGAGUUGGCAUCAAAACCUGCAAGGGAGGAGAGGAAGGAUGUUGUAGCUUUGUUCGCUGUCUCAAAUGUUUGCUGACUCAGUGUUCUGUCCUGUGUGUGUGUGUGUGUGUGUGUGUGUGUGUGUGUGUGUGUUUUAGUGGUCAGUAAACCCAACGACUGUAUCUUCCCAUAUGACUUCAUGGAUGCCGUGAAGAAGAAGAAGGUGAGUGAUGACAGAACAACAACACACUGGUUUCUCUGAAAUCCUGUCCAUUAGCAGGUGAAGAGUCAGAGCCCUGUUGAAAUACUUAGAAAUGCUUCCCCCUCCUCCUCUGACUUGAUCACUGACCCCCCCCUUUCUCUUCUCUAUCUCACCCUCUUUGUCAGAAUGGUAAGGUGGAGAUAGCAGCCACUGAGAGAACUCUGCUGGGAUUCUUCCUGGCCAAGAUGCACAAGAUCGACCCUGAUGUUGUGGUGGUGAGUAGGACGGGAAACUACCGUAUUUUCCGCACUAUAAGGCGCACUUAAAAGCCUUUAAUUUUCUCAAAAAACGACAGUGCGCCUUAUAAUCCGGAGCGCCUUAUAUAUGGAUCAAUUGGUUAAUUGGUUGAUCCAUACUGGUUGUACACGGCGCUCAAUGCGCUCUGUCAAAAUGUUUCAGUAUGAAAAACCAAUAAAACCAAUUUUAAUAAUAAUGAAAUGUUUCAGUACGACUGGUAAACUACAAAGCCGCACCGCUUGCAGCAUUACGGCUACCGUAGUCAGUAAACACCGGUACUGUGCUUACUCACAGUCCCACACCACUUGUGUGUGUGUAUAAAGACCCCAAAAUGGCACCUUUCAAGAGACACGCCUACGCAGUAGAAUAUGGGAAUAGAGCAACAGCGAGAGAAUUCAACAUUAAUGAAUCAAUGGUACGGAAGUGGAGGAAGCAAGAAGAUGACCUGCGCCAAGUAAAGAAGACUAAACAGAGUUUCCGUUCAAUUCGGACACUGAAGAAGAAGAAUUUGAGGGAUUCGUGGACGGGGAAAGCUUUACGUGUUAUACGUAACUGAACAAUGUUGAGUUAUGCACUAACGUUUGAUUUAGUGGUAUCAGACUGUUUCUUUUACUACGUGUUUACUGAAUCAGGGAAAAGUUCCCCUCCACGUUUGGGAGAAGAGUGAGCAAGGCUGGGAGAUAUUGUUAAUAUGCACAUUAACGUUUGAACAACGUUACCAUGGGAGUGAACGGAGUUGUCAGAACGCUUAAUAAAGUUUGACUUUAUCUGACUGUUUUGUUGACAUUCCCUUUAGCACAGCUCCAUCUAGUGGAUGCAUAACGCAACCCCAGUCAAACGUUUGACUUCAGUAUUUUCUAUUCUAUGUGCCUUAUAAUCCGGUGCGCCCUAUAUAUGAAAACAGUUCUAAAAUAGGCCAUUCAUUGAAGGUGCGCCUUAUAAUCCGGUGCGCCUUAUAGUGCGGAAAAUACGGUACAUACCAGCUACUUAUGAGUGACAAGCUACAUAGCAGAACCAUAAAGCUACAGACCAGCUUCAUAUGAGAUUCUUAUGAGUGACUUAAUAAGCUAAUUGAAAAUAUAAGCUGCGUAGGAGCUACUUUGAUGUCAUUUUCAUACAGUGUAUUCGGAAAGUAUUCAGACCCCUUGAUGUUUUCCAAAUGUUGUAAUGUUACAGCCUAAAUAGUUUUCCCCCCUCAUCAAUCUACACACAAUACCCCAUAAUGACAAAGCAAAAACAUGUUUUUAGAAUUUUUUGCAAAUGUAUCAAAAAAUAAAAAACUGUAAUCACUUUUACGUGAGUAUUCAGACCCUUUACUCAGUACCUUGUUGAAGCACCUUUGGCAGCGAUUACAGUCUCAAGUCUUCACACCUGUAUUUGGGGAGUUUCUCCCAUUCUUCUCUGCAAAUCCUCUCAUGCUCUGUCAGGUUGGAAGGGGAGUUUUGCUGCACAGCUAUUGUCAGUUCUCUCCAGAGAUGUUUGAUCGGGUUCAAGUCCGGGCUCUAGCUGGGCCACUCAAGGACAUUCAGAGACUUGUCCCGAAGCCACUCCUGCGUUGUCUUGGCUGUGUGCUUAGGGUCAUUGUCCUAUUGGAAGGUGAACCUUUGCCCCAGUCUGAGGUCCUGAGCGCUCUGGAGCAGGUUUUCAUCAAGGAUCUCUCUGUACUUUGCUUCGUUCAUCUUUCUCUCAAUCCUGACUAGUCUCCUAGUCCCUGCUGCUGAAACCAUGCUUCACUGUAGGAAUGGUGCCAGGUUUCCUCCAGACGUGACACUUGGCAUUCAAGCCAAAGAGUUCAAUCUUGGUUUCAUCAGACCGGAUAAUCUUGCUUCUCAUGGUCUGAGUCCUUUAAGUGCCUUUUGGCAAACUCCAAGCAGGCUGUCAUGUGCCUUUUACUGAGGAGUGGCUUCCGUCUGGCCACUCUACCAUAAAGGCCUGAUUGGUGGAGUGAUGCAGAGAUGGUUGUCCUUCUGGAAGGUUCUCCCAUCUCCACAGAGGAGCUCUGUCAGAGUGACCAUUGGGUUCUUGGUCACCUCCCUGACCAAGGCGCUUCUCCCCCGAUUGCACAGUUUGGCCGGGCGGCCAGCUCUAGGAAGAGUCUUGGUGGUUCCAAUCUUCUUCCAUUUAAGAACCAUGAAGGCCACUGUGUUCUUGGGGAAAUUCAAUGCUGCAGAAAUGUUUUGGUACCCUACCCCAGAUCUGUGCCUCGACACAAUCCUGUCUCGGAGAUCUAUGGACAAGUCCUUCGACCUCAUGGCUUGGUUUUUGCUCUGACAUGCUCUCUCAACUGUGGGACCUUAUAUAGACAGGUGUGUGCCUUUCCAAAUAAUGUCCAAUCAAUUGAGUUUACCACAGGUGGACUCCAAUCAAGUUGUAGAAACAUCUCAAGGAUGAUGAAUGGAGCUCAAUUUCGAGUCUCAUAGCAAAGGGUCUGAAUACUUAUGUAAAUAAGUUUAUUUUUUAUAAAAUUGCAAAAAUGUCAAAAACGGUUUUCGCUUUGUCAUUAUGGGGUAUUGUGUGUAGAUAGAGGGGGGGGGGGAAAUGAUUUAAUCCAUUUUAGAAUAAGGCUGUAACGUAACUGUGGAAUGAAUUAUUUCCGAAUGCACUGUAUAUUACGUCUAUGUUUACACCUCAGCUGACCUCACUUCUCAUCUACUUCCUGUAGGGUCAUGAUAUCUUUGGCUUUGACCUGGAAGUGCUCCUCCAGAGGAUCACUGUGUGUAAGGUCCCCCACUGGUCCAAGAUCGGACGCCUCAAGAGGUCCAACAUGCCCAAACUAGGGGUGAGUACCAGGGACUCGAAUCCGGGUCCUCAGAGCUACUCAAGACCAUGUUAGCCCACUGAGCUAAAGCCUCCUUCAUUAUGCUUGCACAUGUCACACUCCUUUGCGGUGGCUUUGGUCUGUAUCUAGGCCUAGAGCAAAGGAUAAUGGAGGUUAGAGUGGGUGUUAAUGGUCUUCCUCUCUGGUUCCUGUGCUGCGUAGGGUCGCGGUGGCUUUGCAGAGAAGAGCGCCACCUGUGGUCGUCUGGUGUGUGACGUGGAGAUCUCGGCCAAGGAGCUGAUUCGCUGUAAGAGCUACCACCUGACUGAGCUGGCUGCUCAGGUGCUGAAGACUGAGAGAGCCACCAUACCUGCUGAGAACAUCAAAAACCUCUACAGGUGUGUGUGUGUGCGCCUCUCCAUAUGAGUGCUUGGUCCCACAAAAAAAAAUCUUAAAUUCAGUUGUAAAGGUCCUGGUGUGUGUCUGUCCCUCCCUUAGUGACUCCCCCCACCUGUUGUACCUGUUGGAGUUGACGUGGACGGAUGCCAAGCUGAUCCUCCAGAUCAUGUGUGAGCUCAACGUGCUUCCUCUCGCCCUGCAGAUCACCAACAUAGCAGGCAAUGUACUGGUGAGAGAGACGCGCGCACCAUUGAAUGAAAUGCAGAGUAAUUCUUAACACAUGCCCUCUCCCCUUUCCCUGUCUCUUACCUUUCCUCUCCUCCCUCUCUCUAGUCUCGUACUCUGAUGGGGGGUCGUUCUGAGAGGAAUGAGUAUCUACUGCUCCAUGCCUUCCAUGACAAGAACUACAUCGUACCUGACAAACCCUCCUUCAAGAAGGCCCAACAAGAACUGGUACACACACACACACACACACACACUUACACUUGCAUGAGGCCAAUGCCAGACCCUUGAUUUUGUUUCCUUUGUGUGGUAGCCAGAACCAGGGUAGAGAACUGCACUAAACUAAAGUCUAAACACACACACGGUUUUAGGGAUUUUGAGGUCUGGCGUAUUCAGGUUUUUGCACUAAAAGGAACAGGAAGCCUACCAAUGUAAUAAAAUAUUUAGAUUUGCCUAUCAUCACUCACUCACUGUAUGGACCUACUGCAAGAUGGACAUUCUACAUUUCUCUCUUACGUUCACCUCUCCUUUUCUCACUUUCUCUGUUUCUCUCAAAAUUUUUCUCGCUCCAUCUCACUUUCUCCGUUUUACUUUCUCUCGUGUUCCCUCGCUCAGGCAGAGGGAGAGGAGGAGGUGGAUUCGGGGAAAGGCAAGAGUAGAAGAAAGAAAGCAGCAUACGCAGGUGGACUGGUACUGGACCCCAAAGUGGGUGAGUCUUGGGGGUUGAAUAUGCGCAUUACAAAAUCUCUCAAGUUUCUAUUAUGAUUUUGUAACAUUCUGUGUGAAUUUCGCCCCAAAAUGUCCAUGCUGUAACAUAAGUAAUAUGUGGGGAAGUUCUCCUGUCCCUACCUUAAGUGUUGUCUAUACACGUCAUCAUUAGUACUGUAGCAGGGAUUGGAUUGUUUUGAAUUGUUUUUGACAUUCCCAGAAAUGUAACCACCCUCCCAAAUAAAAUGGUAUUUGUUUGAGGCUACUGUACUCGCUUCCUGCAUACUGUCAGAAGUGUGUUUCAUAAAACGGAUAGUUCUGCUAGGUUUCACAUUGAACAAAGUGUAUGUAGUAACUAUUGGUUUUUACACAGAUUUUUUAAAUAUGAAUCAUACUAUGUACAAAAUAUUUACAACAACAAAAUAAUGACAGACGUGUGUCUCUAUGAAAUACCCUGCUCAUCAGAAUGCACCCUAGAGUAAGACAUUCACCGAAGCAAAGAAUUCUGAGUGGCACCAAAAUGUAUUUUGAUGAAAUGGUCUGUGUGCAGUAACUCCUAUUCACUCCCCAUAGGUUUCUAUGAUAAGUUUGUGUUGCUGCUGGACUUCAACAGUCUGUACCCCUCCAUCAUCCAGGAGUUCAACAUCUGCUUCACCACCGUACAGAGAGAGGCCCACAGCAGACGCAAGAAGACUGAGGUGUGUGUCUUUGUCAGAGAGAGACUCACUUUGUGUGUGUGUGUUAUUUGAACAGUACCAUUUCUUGUUUCCGUGCCAAAAGGAGGAGGACCCUGAUGAGAUUCCAGAGGUCCCGGACCCAGACCUGGAGAUGGGAAUUCUGCCCAAAGAGAUCCGCAAACUGGUGGAACGACGUAAACAAGUGAAACAGCUGAUGAAAGCACAAGACAUCAACCCUGACCUUUACCUGCAGGUACAUGCAUAACGACUUCUGCAGUCAGGUUUCUCUGUUGUGAUUUCAGUUUCAGAAACCCCUGACUUGUUACUCUUAACCCAGACCACACUUGCUUGAAGCUGAAAUGCGUAGGUGGUGGCUUUUCUUGAAUAACACAGGACUAUUUGGGAACUUUUUUGCUUUUCUCUAAAUCUCUCUCUCUCUCUCUGUGUGCAGUAUGACAUCCGUCAGAAGGCUCUGAAGCUGACAGCUAACAGUAUGUAUGGCUGUCUGGGCUUUAGCUUCAGCCGCUUCUACGCCAAGCCACUGGCCGCGCUCGUCACACACAAGGGCAGAGAGGUGAGUUACGUACUGCUGGGUAUACUGUAGAUGUGAACGACUGGUCAAGUAUGAAUGCUGGAGCAAAUCCCACUAGAGGGCAGUCCAAGACCAGCCUCACACACACCACUACUCUUUCUUCCAUGUUUUUUUCUUCUAUUGAUAAUCCCUUUUUUAUUUUUAGCCUUGACAAAUGUAAUGUAUGAUUCUGAAUACAUUUAGUAAAUCUUGUUUGUUAGUCGUCUGUGGUUGGACUGUGAGGUAGCAACAGUGUCUGUACUUUUCCCUCUUAGCCUUAGGGACAGGAGGGGAUGCUGAAGCAUGACACAGUGACAUAAUGUUCUAAUUUUAGUUAGGGGUUUACCUGUAGCUGAACGCCACACACACCACCUCAGCUCUAACAGUACCCACACCUACCUCAGUGGUGUUCCAGUGAUCCUCAGGCAGCUGUUUAUUGUGAUUCUCUUACAGCGGCAUUGUGUUCCCUAAUAGAGGUCAGUGCUUGUGUGUGUGUGAGACUGUCUGUUUUUGGUGCAGCUCUGUGAGAGUGCGUGACUGAUACCAUCAUUAACAGGUGUGCCAUAUCUGUAGCCCUGAGCCUUGGGUUUGGGCUUAGCCCAGCUUAAUUUCAAACCUCAUUCUGUGACAGUAGAAUAGAUAGGACCAGCCUUAGCCCACGGCUAUCCUCUCCUAUAUAGUUCUGCUUCAGAGCUGAGCUGCCACUUAGUAAGUUAUCAGUGAUGUACACAGGAUUCUCCCCUUCUAUAGAAUUAGAGUAAGUUCUAAUUCUAUGGUUAAUUCAAUCCCUACUCAAUGGUAUAAACUCCGGAAUAGAACACUGAAAAUAACCAGUUCUAAGAAGUCACUUUGAAAAGGAAAGACCUUGACUCAGAUUAGACUUCUGACUGUUGAAAGCCAAAUAGCUCCAAGUUAGUUUCCAGUGAUUGGGAGCCAAAAAGGGCAGCUGGGUGUUUGUAGUGUGUUUUCUAGUAUAUUUAUACUUGUCUGAAACCUCAUAGCUGUCCUGUAUCACACACACACCCAUCAUCAAUUUAAUCUUCCCGUUUAUGCUUUCCUUUUAUAAUCAGAUUUAGGGCUGUUUAUAAAUAAACAGUACACGACUCACCACUGACCCAGAAUGCUUUGCUUAUAAAGGCCUUUUCGCGGCUCCCUUUGUGGUCCCCUCAUCGUUUGUGUGUGUGUGGUGUCUCGUCUUUCUCUCAUUCUUGUCUAAGCCGAGGCCUAACCCCUCUGAGAAUAGCGGGUCAGGCCUGGGGCCAUGUUGAGUUCUCAGCCCAGGGAGGGGUUAAGAUGCCUGGGCUUAGGAGGGGAUGACAGCCCCCUGGCUCUGGAUGUUCUUGUCUGAUUUACCAGGUUGGAAGGGAAAUCUCCCUCCUUCAUCUCCAGACUUCUGCCAAGUCCCACCCGCAUUAGU